AUGCCCUCUUGUGGAAACUGGAAAAAUGUCCGAGAAAAUAUGCUGGUGCUGGGCUGGGAGCGGUGGUUAGAAGCCCACGCGUGGGAGCAGGGAGAAGUGCUGGGUGCUCCCCUGGGGCUGCACCGUGUCCCCUCCAUCUGCAGCCCGAGAGCCUUUGUUGUUGCUGUCAACGGAUGCAUUGAAGAGAGAGGACCUUCAGAGCAUCUCUCCCUGUGUCUGUAUUUCCUUCCUUUCCUUUUCUCAUUUCCCCUUCGCCUUGUUUCACAGGACUGGCUGACAAAAUUUGGGUAUCUGCCUCCUCCGGACCCUGUCACGGGGCAGCUGCAGACGCAGGAGGAGCUCACCAAGGCCAUCACUGCCAUGCAGAGGUUCGGGGGGCUUGAGGCCACAGGAGUCCUAGAUGAAGCCACCCUGGAGCUGAUGAAGACCCCUCGCUGCUCUCUGCCUGACCUCACCAUUGAAGAGACCAGGAGGAAACGAUUUGCCCAGGCUGUCACCAAGUGGAGCAAAAGGAACUUGUCCUGGAGAGUUCGCACCUUCCCAAAAGAGUCCCACCUGGGCCACGACACUGUCCGAGCCCUGAUGUACUAUGCCCUGAAGGUCUGGAGUGACAUCACCCCGCUGAAUUUCCAUGAAGUGGCAGGAAACAAUGCUGACAUCCAGAUAGACUUCUCCAAGGCAGAUCACAAUGAUGGCUAUCCCUUUGAUGGGCCUGGUGGGACGGUGGCUCAUGCUUUCUUCCCUGGAGACCAUCACGCAGCAGGGGACACUCAUUUUGACGAUGAUGAAUAUUGGACUUUCCGAUCAUCAGACACUCAUGGGAUGGACCUAUUUGCUGUAGCUGUCCAUGAGUUUGGCCAUGCCAUUGGCUUGACCCACAUCUCUGCCAUAGAGUCUAUCAUGAGACCCUACUACCAAGGUCCAGUGGGAGAUCCUCUGAAGUACGACCUGCCUUAUGAGGACAAAGUCCGGAUCUGGCAACUCUAUGGAGUCAGGGAAUCUGUGUCCCUCACAGCCAAGCCUGAAGUGAGCAAAACAGAUGACCAUCCAGUCCUGCCAGAGCUGCCAGAGAAUCGCUCCACUGUGCCGUUCAGGCGGGAUGUGCCCAACAGGUGUAACACGGAGUUCGAUGCAGUGGCCCAGAUCCGGGGAGAGGCUUUCUUCUUCAAAGGCAAGUACUUCUGGAGACUGACUCGCAAUAAGCACUUGGUCUCCCUCCAGCCAGCUCAGAUUCACCGUUUCUGGCGGGGUUUGCCACUCAACCUGGACAGCCUGGAUGCAGUCUAUGAGAGAACCAGCGACCACAAGAUUGUCUUCUUCAAAGGAGACAGAUACUGGGUCUUCAAAGACAACAACGUGGAGGAAGGGUACCCACGGCCUAUUUUGGACUUUGGCCUGCCCCUGGGAGGAAUCGACGCUGCUUUCUCCUGGGCUCACAAUGACAAAACUUAUUUCUUUAAGGACAAUCUCUACUGGCGCUAUGAUGACCAUGAGCGGAGGAUGGAUCCUGGGUAUCCUUCAGAGGCCAUCCUGUGGAAGGGAAUACCCAGCCCUUUAGAUGAUGCCAUGAGGUGGUCAGAUGGUGCAAGCUACUUCUUCAAGGGCAAGGAGUACUGGAAGGUGCUGGACAGUGAGCUGGAGGUGCAGCCCGGGUAUCCACAGUCCAUCGCCAGGGACUGGCUGGUGUGCAGUGACAUGCAGGCCGACGCCCCAGAGGCAGCCGAGAGCAGCAGGACUGGGGCACGCUCCAGGCCGGGGCAGCACAAUGAGAGCCGCUCGAAGAAUGGCUACGAGGUCUGCUCCUGCACCUCGGGCACCCCAUCCCUGCACCCUCACCUCAUACCCAGACUGACAGCCAGCCUCGUGCUGGCUGUGUGGACAGCAGCACCGGUCUGUGCAGCCCUAUGACAGCUCAUCUCGCUGGCAGGACAACACCAUGGUACUCCAGCAUACAGGUCCAUGAUUGCUAACUGUUGGAAGCAGAAAAAAAAAACCCAACAUUCCUAGGAACAUGCCAGUGAAGGGUUUGAAUUCUCCAUGAGAAAUGAACAGUGAUUUUGUUUUGGGGUUUUCUUUCUUUUUCAUUUUAGUUUAAAGGUCUAAUAACAGAGUUGAGUUCUGCACCUUCUUAUUUCCCCAUCCAGUUAAAGAUGAGAGCGGCCUCAUGUUGAAUUUAGAAAUGCUCCGUAGAGAUUUAUUGCUCUGGAUGUUUACACACAGCAAACAAGGGAGGAGAGAGCUCCUGGGAUGGAGUGGACACAAAAGAGAUGCUGCUGAGAUAGACAGUGACAGAAAGGUAUCUGGCAGGAGGUAGUAGCUAUGUGCUGACACAAUGUACACAUCCCAUUGGAUGUACUAGGUAGAAGAAACUGACUCCACUAAGAUUAACUGCAAGGUGAUAAUUAUUUUACUAUCAAGCCUGGUGUAGUCACUGGUGUCUGGGUAACCUGUAUCAGUUUCUAUGGGUCAGAAACACCUUUGCCUUUCAGAAGGCACUGCAGUUUAUCUUUGUAUACAAGUCAUUGUAAUUUACCAAUUUCUCUAAUAAACUUUGGCCACCUACACAGAGAUCUCCCCGUCCUGUGCUAGAUCAAGCCUUUCACCUGCAGCAAGUUUCUGGCUGCUGAGGCUCUUAGCAGCAUCACCUCUGGAUGAGGAGCAGUGCAGCCAAAUUAGAUGCAGUUGCAACCACUGCCCUACACUAAUCUGUGCACACAAACUCCCAGUCUUAGAAUUCCUGUGUGGGGUUGGCUUAUGUUUUAGGAGGAAUCAAGAUGUAUUGCAUUUGUUUGUAACUCUGCCAUACCUGGCUGUGCUGCAGAGGAUGGGCUGGAGCAGGGAAGAUGCUGCACAGUCAGCUCAAACUCUUUUUGAUGCUUCUGACAGGAGCUUGGAUUAGCAGAAGCCAAGAUGAAGCACUGCAUUAGGAUGCUCCUGUUUGGGUUUAUUCCUCCCUAUCAAUUUUCUGUGGUAUGAUUUGGGCAUCUGAGAGUCCUUGAAAAUGGUGAGAACUUGGAUUAGAUGUCAAGCCAGGGUCCUC
Messenger RNA from Sturnus vulgaris (Common starling), 3040 nucleotides. Lineage: Eukaryota; Metazoa; Chordata; Aves; Passeriformes; Sturnidae. The record is from RefSeq and is a predicted model, not a curated record.